AUGUGUGACUUGACUGCUGAACGGAUGAACUGUACGGGUUGCCGUAGCACUCCUCCUGACUGCUGGAAAGAUGGCGACAGCGCACACCCGGGCGAGCCCCAAUUCUGCAGGCGAAAAAAAAUCUUAACAGAAAGACACCUUUCGCCCAGCUUUUGCAAAAGGAAAACGUGCAAACAACUAUUAAACUUGCAUGGUCAUGGGUGGUCCCAUGCACCACUAGAACCGAGCAUUCCCCGACCUGCUAUGGAGCCUCCGGAUAAUAGCGAACCUAGCAGGCAGGUCAAUCCCUCAAAAGAUGGUUCGGCGCAUCAGAGCUGCGAGGUGGAAGACUUUUGGUACGAGCCCAGCGAGGAAGAGGAAGCUCUGUACGGCACAUCACCCCCCUACACCUCCCGGCAGAUGAAACGCAUGUCGGGGAAACACCAGAAGAACAGCCAGGCCAGGUCGGCUGGACGCUCCCCCGUUGGACACUCUCCUAACAAGAUAGACAAUCAGCCAACCCCCUCCAGUCCAUCCCAGCCCCAGAGAGAGAGUGAGCCUAACCCCUACAAGCCUAGAGAGGGGGCUGAGCGAGACAGAGAGAAGGACCCCCCAGAGGAUGAGCAACAUAACUACAAGUUGGGUAAGAAACAGACCGACCCUUCUGAGGGGAUCCAAAUAAACGUAAACAAAGCAACCGAGGAGCACCAACACAAUUAUAAGCAGGGUAAAAGACAACGCGCCACCCUGCGUUCCAGCGAGAGAGACCACAAGAAGACCUUUGAAGGUUCCUUCAUGCUGGACCCGCUCUCCAAGACCUCCAGCCCCUUCGGUGGAGGCUCAGCCCUGAACAUGGACCCCAGGAAACCCUACCUAUCGCUGGGGUGCGGCAGCGGCAAGCUCCCUGUCACUAUCCCCCACCCCAUGGCCCACCGCACCCACCGCCAGACCUCAAGGACAGACUGCCCUGCAGAUAGACUGAAGUUCUUUGAGACGCUGAGGUUGUUAUUGAAGCUGACUUCCAUGUCGUCCAAGAAGAAGGAGAAGGAGCAGCGAGGUCUGGAGAACUCAGCCUUCAUGGGCCAGAACAACGAGGUGGUGUGGCUGGAGCUCCAGGCGUGGCACGCGAGACGCUCCGUCAACGACCAGGAUCUGUUCCUGUUCACGGCUCGACAAGCAAUCCCAGACAUCAUCAACAAGGUGCUCCACUUUAAGGUCAAUUACCACAGCCUGAGCCCCAGCACCGUGGGCCUGGGACAACUGACCCUGGGGGUGUGUGUAGGACAACCAGGUAUGGUUGGAUCAGGGGCAUCUCCCGGCCAGGGAGCCCAGAGGACACUAGUGUUAACAGAGCCUUGCUGUGGAGGCCCAGACCAGGGUCCCAAACAGAGGUCUUCAACCCAGGCCUCAGAGACUGUUUCUGGGGAGGAGAGGGAUUUUAACCAGCCUGCUGCUGUUGGAGCCCCAGAGACGAACCAAAAUCACUUUGCUUCAGUUGACCCAUGGGGCUUCAGCGCCUGCCCUUCCUCGGUAGUAGACGCAGCGGCGCCCCUGGGCUCCGGGGCGGGGUGCAGGGAGCACCUCCAGCGCCAGCGGCUGGCCUUCGAGCAGGUUAAGCGGGUGAUGGAGCUGCUGGAGUCGGUGGAGGCUUUGUACCCGUCCCUGCAGACCCUCCAGAAGGACUAUGAGAAGUACGCAGCCAGGGACUUCCAGGGCAGGGUGCAGGCACUCUGUCUCUGGCUCAACAUCACACAGGAUCUGAACCAGAAACUUUGUGUUAUGGCGACUGUCCUCGGCCUCAGGGACCUUUCCCGUAUCGGCUGGCCCGUCUUCGAGAUCCCCUCGCCACGCUGUUCCCGUGGCAAUGACGAGGAAGACGAGGAUGAAGAAGACGAGGAGAAUGACUCCACGGCAACCUUCACUGCCGGUGACAGCGACGGAGAGGACAGGGACCUAGUGGGGGAGGAGGGGGAAACUGAUGAACCCAGAGGGGGUGAAACGACAACUGAGCCGGGAGAAGAUGAACUCUCCCCCUGUUUGACUCCUAAAUUUGCCCAGUUACUACUAUCUGAGGAUGGGACAGGGACUACGGAGGUGGUAUCGGGGGGCACAGGGACAGGAGGGAUGAACUGCCCUACAGCCAUCUUCAGACCCUUUGUAGAUAAGGCCUUGAAACAGAUGGGGCUGAGGAAACUGAUCCUGAGACUACACAAGCUGAUGGACCCCUCCCUCCAGAGGUCCCGGGCAGCCCUGCUCAGCCACACGCCUGCACAGGAGUUCACGGACUUCCCAGACCCCAUGCUGUACAGUGACUACCUACCGGAGCUGUCCCGCCACCUGUCCUCCUGCAGCACUCCCGGGGGCCCGGAGCUUGGGGCGGACCAAGUUUCCUGGGAGGAGCUGUUGGACAUGGACCUGCCCUCAUUCCGACCUGCCUUCCUGGUCCUGUGCCGCGUCCUGCUGAACGUGAUACACGAGUGCCUUAAGCUGAGACUGGAACAGAGGCCUGCAGGGGAGCCAUCACUGCUCAGCAUCAAACAGUUGGUGCGUGAAUGUAAGGAGGUGUUGAAAGGUGGUCUCCUGAUGAAGCAGUAUUACCAGUACAUGCUGAGGGGGGUGGUAACAGACCCCCAGGGACUCCAGACCAAUGCCAACAUAGACGAAUUCGAGGAGGACCUCCACAAAAUGCUGGUGGUGUACUUUGACUACAUGCACAGCUGGAUCCAGAUGCUGCAGCAGCUUCCCCAGGCCUCACACAGCCUGAAGAACCUUCUAGAGGAGGAGUGGAACUUCUCGAAGGUCAUCACUCCCUACAUCAGACGAGGGGAGGCUCAGUCUGGGAAACUCUUCUGUGACAUUGCUGGGAUGCUGCUCAAGUCCACAGGGGACUUCCUGGACACGGGCCUGCAGAAGAGUGGUGAUGAAUUCUGGGAAAGUGCCGACGACAGUACAGUCUCAGAUGAGAUCCGCCGGUCGGUAAUUGAGACGAGCCGGUCACUUAAGGAGCUGUUCCACGAGGCUAGAGAGAGGGCAUCCAAAGCUCUGGGAUUUGCCAAAAUGCUCCGUAAGGACCUGGAGAUUGCUGCUGAUUUCAGCAUUACCAGUGGGGUGCCAUGCCUCCUGGAGGCCCUCAAGGAGAGAAAUUAUGUCAAGGUCCAGAUCCCAGGGCUGGAGGAGCUGGAGGUGUUUGUCCCAUGUGCCCUGAUGCACCAGCGUGACCUCAUCCUGCAGCUUCUAAACGCAGCAGCCGGUAAGGAUUGCAGUAAGGAGCCCGACGAGAUGAUGGCAGAGGACGAGGCCUACCUGCUGAUGAGCAAGCAUGGAGCAGGGGACCCGCCUGGGGGGGCAGGCCAGGCCGGGGUUCAGUGGCACUGGGAUGGGAAGCUGGUCAAACUGGUGCCUCAGAUGGAGACUGUGGACACGCUACGGGCCAUGAAGGUGGAGAACCUGCUCCUGAUAGUGAUGCAGUCAGCCCACCUUGUGGCCCAGCGUAAGACCUUCCAGCAAAGUAUGGACGAGCUGCUCACCCUAAGCAGGGAGCAAACCUCCAGCCAGCCCCUCAUCGCCCGCUCCCUGGAGCAACUCAAGAACGAAGCCUUACAGCUCUGUAGAAAGAUCAACACGGCCAUUGACCGGGUGGAGUUCAUGUUCACGUCAGAGUUUGAGGCCGAGGUGGAGGAAUCUGAAUCAGCCACGCUGCAGCAGUACUACAGAGAGGCCAUGAUCCAGGGAUACAACUUCGCCUUCGAGUACCACAAGGAGGUGGUGCGUCUGAUGUCGGGGGAGUUCCGUCAGCGGAUUGGGGAAUGCUAUAUCGCCUUCGCCAGGAAGUGGAUGAAUUACGUCCUCACCAAGUGUGAAAGUGGCCGGGGAACCAGACCCCGCUGGGCCACUCAAGGCUUUGAUUUCCUCCAAGCCAUUGAACCUGCCUUCAUCUCUGCUUUACCAGAGGACGACUUCCUGAAUUUGCAAGCUCUGAUGAAUGAGUGCAUUGGUCAUGUGAUCGGGAAGCCUCACAGCCCAGUCAGUGGCUUGUACCUAGCCCCCAGGAACAGUCCUCGACCAGUGAAGGUCCCUCGUUGCCAUAGCGACCCCCCCAACCCCCACCUGUUCAUCCCCAAUGCAGAGGGCUUCAGCUCUAGGAGUCUCCCCUGCGACCUACGGACCCAGCUGUGUCUACCUACCGGCCCCCGCCCAGUCCCCGCCCCUCAGGCCCCAGGCCCUGCCCCCGGGGAACACUGCCCAUCCAAAGCACCUGGGUCCACCCCCAAUGACGUCAGAGGGGCCAACCUCCACGAGAACGACAGGCUGUCGUCUGUAGCGGCCGAGCUGCAGUUCAAGUCUCUGAGCCGACACUCCAGUCCCACUGAUGACAGGGAAGAACCCUCCUAUCCUAAGGGAGGAGACCCCAGCAGCACGGCCAGGAGAAGCUGGGAGCUCCGCACCUUCAUCAGUCAAUCAAAAGACACGGCAGCCAGGCAGAGCCCCAUGGAAGCUGUACGUCGCUCCAUACGCUCCUUCGAGGACAACCGCUACGCGGUCAUGAAGCAGAGGAACAUCAUUGGCCAGGUGUGCCACACCCCCAAGUCUUACGACAACGUCAUAAACGUCGGCCUCCGCAAGGUCACCUUCAAGUGGCAGAGGGGCAACAAGAUAGGCGAGGGCCAGUAUGGCAAGGUGUACACCUGCAUCAAUGUGGAUACUGGAGAACUGAUGGCUAUGAAGGAGAUCCGGUUCCAGCCGAAUGACCAUAAGACAAUAAAGGAGACAGCAGAUGAGUUGAAGAUCUUUGAGGGCAUCAAACACCCCAACCUGGUCCGCUACUUUGGUGUUGAGCUGCAUCGGGAGGAGAUGUACAUCUUCAUGGAGUACUGUGAUGAAGGGACCCUGGAGGAGGUGUCCAGGCUUGGCCUACAGGAACACGUCAUCAGGCUGUACAGCAAACAGACCACCACGGCCAUCAACGUGCUCCACGAACACGGCAUUGUGCACCGAGACAUCAAGGGAGCCAACAUCUUCCUGACGUCGUCCGGCCUGAUCAAGCUGGGGGACUUUGGCUGCUCUGUGAAGCUGAACAACGCACAGACCAUGCCCGGAGAGGUUAACAGCACCAUGGGCACGGCAGCAUAUAUGGCACCUGAGGUCAUUACCAGGGCAAAGGGCGAAGGCCAUGGACGAGCAGCUGACAUCUGGAGUCUGGGAUGUGUCCUCAUAGAGAUGGUGACUGGGAAAAGGCCGUGGCACGAGUACGAGCACAACUUUCAGAUCAUGUACAAGGUGGGUAUGGGCCACAAGCCCCCCAUCCCAGAGAAGCUGUCCACAGAGGGGAAGGAUUUCCUGGGUCACUGUCUGGAGAGCGAGCCCAAACAACGCUGGACUGCCAGUACACUGCUAGACCACCCAUUCGUCAAGGUUUGCACAGAUGAAGAGUGAGGGGGAACGGACCCUGUGGCUGUCACGUUUACAAACUAUAGCACUACUGUACAUGAUGUUGGCCAGAGACUCGACACAGCCAGAUAGAGGGGCUUUGGACACAAGGAGAGGGGCUUGUGAACAUAGGAAACAGGAAAUGAUAACUGCAGGCACAUGGAGCUAAACUGAGGAACUCUUAGGACAUUUCAGAUGGAUCACCUGGGUCGUGUUCAAUUAGAACGGCUUGUUUUAGUUUUGUCUUUGAAUUGUUUUGGCUACGUUGUGUCCUAAUGAACAUGACCCUGUAGUCGGGUGACAGGUCAUGCAUUUUCUGGAAGGGGAUAGCGGGGAAUGUAUUGCAUUGUACAUACUAUAAUAAUAGGAUUGGAUCCUUCCUUGUAUAAACAAUAUUGUAAAGCUUGAGUAAUAAAUAUAGCCACAUCUUGUUCUCUCACUGGUGAAGAUAAGAUGGGGGGGGGGGGGAAAUACAGCUGUCACUUUUUUUUUUUUUUUUUUACUGUUCCCCUUUCAGUGACUACGCGGGGACAAGUAAGGGGAGGAAUUCAGAUAUCUGGGUCUCGUUCAGUAGACAUGUUGUGGAACAUUGCAGCUAGAAAUGUCAAGGCAUGUAUGUUAUGCCCUUCUGAAUUUGCCCCAGGUUUGGUCGAGGCAGAUAUUGUCUUGCCUUUCCUUGUUUCAUGAGGUGAGCUUCAUUGCACAGAAGCAGGGGAUGCUGCAACUGUAAGAAACUAUUUCCAUGCAAAUUAACACUCAAAGGCUGUAGAGAGCCCAGGAAGGAAAGAUUUUAUUUUAAAAUAUAUUUUUUGUAAGGAGAGGAUUCCAAUGGUAAUGUGGGGCUUAAGCCUAUAGUGCAUCCCAAAUGGCACCCUAUGCACUUAUGGUCCUGGUAAAUAGUAGUGCACUAUAUAGGGAAUAGUGUGCCAUUUGGGUGCAGGGAUGUGGGCAUGAUCCUAUAGGCUUCAGGCAUGGAUUGAUGGUCAGUUGGACAGCUGGCGCAUAUCCAACCAAUGAGAGAAGACAAAAGUUGCGCGCUCACUCCCUGCUGCUGAGAACACACAUUCUGGUCCUCUGCUCUUUGUGUUUGCUAUGUACAAACGAUAUUAAUAAAUCUUUUUUUAAUAAAUUGUGUCAUGACCUAAGGUUAGAUUAAUCAAACAUGGCAUUGUAAUGAUAACAGGAGCUUUAUAAUAGAAUGGAUUGCACAUACACACUGCAUCAAUCUAAAGUGGUCUCUGGUGCGUUUUACAGCUUUCGUUCUUUGGUCCUUAUUUUAUUGCAAAUAAACAUUGUCAAUUGAGUCCAUAUCAAAUCACAACUAAUAAAAGUGCAUUUAACAAAGUCACAACAGUGCCAAUUUUAGUCAUACAUCUUGAACAACAAAGAUGCUGGAUGCAUGCCCUGAACGUAUCUGUGCUUUGUAUAGGUUCAGUACAUUCCCAUGUAUCGACAAGAUGAAGACGGCCACAUGAGACUUCAGCACCAAUUGACUUCAAUGCUUUCCCUGACGAGUUACCAAGUAUUUCUUGGGAUGAAUUCUCAACUGUUUGAAGUGAACUGUGCUGUAGUUCUCAGAUUAGUAAUGUGAGUGACUCUCUGGUGCUGGAAAGAAAUCUUGCAAUUGUAAAUUGAAGUUUUAAAAAGGUCAUCCCCUCAUUUGUUGUUCAGUGGGACCCCAUAGCUGGAGCUUCUCUUAAUCUCCGUCUGUCCAAUCAUCCAGCGCACACCAAAUGACACUGAGAAUAGAGAAGAAAGUGACUUGAACAUACUGUAUGCUGAGGGCCAUAUGACAUCUUUGUGGUUACAGCAUCCAGUGUAGAUGUUUGUCAAUGGAAUUAUUUGUGAGAUGAGGGCUAGUACCAAUGCAUUUACAGACAUGCAAUAUUAUAAUUUACUUUCCAAGAGUAAGGAACAAGCUCUUGAUCAGUAUCAGACUUGGUUGCUGCCUUUCAAAUAUUUGGACAAAGAUUAGAUGGUUAAUAGCUAAGUUUAGGGAGAAGGUACAAAUAAGUACACCUUGGGAUCAAUUCAAUCUGUAACACGGAACAUCUAUUGUAGUGCAAUUUGAAGGCAACGUGACUGCAUUCAAGGUAAACACUACAUAUGAUGGUCCAACUGUAAAUUACCUUUUAAAAUGUCAAUCACACUACAACGCAGAUCUUUCGUGGCACGGAUUGAAUAGAGACCCUUAUCGCCAAAGUUAUCCUGGUUGGUGACUUUUGCAGCACAUUUGUCUCGGGGGGCCACUAGUUGAUCAAAUAUUCCAAUAACACCCACCUGCAGCGCAGAAAGCCACUGUGGCCAUGAUGGUGAGAAUAGACCCAGAGUUGACCAGCUGGACCAGGAGGAGGCAGAGGGGGUAUAGGAGAAGGCAGGUCCAGCCCAGCCAGUUGAUCAGGGCCCAGGGCCUGCAUGGUGGGGUAACUUUGGGGCCUGGGAAACACCCUGUCUGGCUGUAGUCCUCCUGGAACUUGUCCUGGAACAACAAUACAUGACCACAUCGAUUAUCUUACAAACAGGAGCAUAGACAACUGGCUUCACAGCCAUGACCAUAAAAAAAGUGGGACGGGAGGGGUGUGUUUUAUGAACUGUAGGUCUCUGAUCUUGUAUAUAUCGUGUAUUUUUUAGUGGAUCUCUAACAGUGCAAUUAAGUAUUAUGAAGUACUAUCUAAUCUCAUCUAACCAGGGCAAUUUUACAUCAGUUACUGUACAAACGGGUCAGAUUGUGCAAGUGUUUGGUGCAAUGUUUGUGAAUUAAACAUUGGGGACAGAACAACAAUGUAUGGGUGAAGAGUAGGUACUGACAUUAAGAUAUUGUGAGAGAGUUUCAGCUUUGUCCUUGGUGCUUGCUGUCCUCCAAAGAGCAGGCUGCUCAAAAAUAAAGCAACCCUUUCAUUCCA
Oncorhynchus nerka (sockeye salmon) is the source of this 8309-nucleotide messenger RNA. Its product is annotated as mitogen-activated protein kinase kinase kinase 4-like. The record is from RefSeq and is a predicted model, not a curated record. Gene Ontology annotation, biological process: protein phosphorylation; MAPK cascade. The transcript has 28 exons. The coding region runs from base 1 to 5412 and encodes 1803 amino acids. Lineage: Eukaryota; Metazoa; Chordata; Actinopteri; Salmoniformes; Salmonidae. Gene Ontology annotation, molecular function: ATP binding; protein kinase activity.